AUGGCCUCCUAUCGUGGCUCAUCGGUGCGCCUGGCUGUGGUGGCCUUACUGGCAUUCAUGCUGGCUAUCGCUACUGCACGACCAGCAUCUAUGAGAACAUUGCCGCGCUCUGCCCCCAUGGCUCCUAGCGAUGACCCGUUCUAUCAGCCGCCAGCUGGCUACCAGUCGGAGGCGCCUGGAAUUAUCCUACGGGAGCGGGAGAUUAGUGUGGCUUUCUUGGGAUUUAUCCCACAGCCGGUCAAGGCAUACCAAUUGCUGUAUCGCACCACGGCCAUCAAUGGCACGGCUAUCGCUGGAGUGACGACUAUCUUCGUGCCCUCGUCUGCGAAGAAGGAUCGAUUUUUGUCUUUCCACACGGCGUACGAUAGCUCAGCGACGAUCUGUAACCCUAGCUACAAUUAUCAGCUGGGUGCCUCACAAACCGACAUCAUCUCCUCGGCCGAGCAGUUGAUUCUGCAAGCCUACCUGCUCUUGGGCUAUAUUGUCACCUCGCCCGACUACGAGGGGCCCGAUGCAGCCUUUGCGCCAGGUCACUUGGAGGGGAUGGGCGUGUUAGAUAGUAUGCGAGCCGUGUCCAAUUUCAAGACGCUAGGUCUGUCAAGUGCCAAACCUAUGAUCGUGGGUACUGGGUACUCGGGUGGUGCAAUUGCAACGGGUUGGGCAGCUUCACUGCAGCCCACUUAUGCCCCGGAGCUGGACAUCAAGGGCUGGGUGCAGGGCGGUACUCCUGCCAACUUGACUGGUACAUUGGUCUUCAUCGAUAACACGCUAUUCAGCGGUUUCCUUCCUGCUGCCGUUGCGGGUCUGUCGAUGCCUAGUGCUUACGGUGCCGAGCUCAACCCUAUUAUCACCAGCAUCUUGACUGCAAAGGGUGUAAAGGCCCUAGAGACUGCAAGAACAACUUGCGCGGUCGGGGACCUGAUUGCCUUCCCUGAGAUGUCCCUGUUGUCCACAGAGAUUCAAAGCCUGGGCGACCGUCUGCUCUACCAACCGACUAUUCAAAAGAUUCUCAGCAAGAACAUGCUGGGUGUCAACAAGACGGAGAUUCCCGCGGCGCCAGUCUUUGUUUACCAUGGGAGGCAAGAUGAGGUCAUCCCCUACACCAACGCAUCCACGAUGGUUGAUUCAUGGUGUAGCAAUGGUGUCAGCGUCAAGUUCACCACUUUCGCUACUGGUGGUCACGCAACAACAGAGGUGGUUGCUCUCCCGGACGCGAUCAAUUUCGUCGAGGCUGCGUUCGCGGGUAAAACAGUGAAGGGAUGCUCGAAGAAUACCGAGCUUGGCAGUAUCCUUAAUCCCAUUGCCCUUGGUGUUGAGCUUGAGCCGAUUCUGACCAAGCUAAUUGACGUGCUUUCUCAUCUUGGUCAGAGUGACUCGAAAGUUAAGCAGAAUUUGAAUGUGCUUAAUCAGGUGGUCACCUGGUGA
Molecule: messenger RNA, 1425 nt
Organism: Penicillium brasilianum
Lineage: Eukaryota; Fungi; Ascomycota; Eurotiomycetes; Eurotiales; Aspergillaceae
Source: the annotation of a GenBank genome assembly